Schistocerca gregaria is the source of this 11689-nucleotide messenger RNA. RefSeq lists its product as uncharacterized. The transcript has 13 exons. Gene Ontology annotation, biological process: protein dephosphorylation. The coding region runs from base 491 to 2620 and encodes 709 amino acids. Gene Ontology annotation, molecular function: protein phosphatase regulator activity. The record is from RefSeq and is a predicted model, not a curated record. NCBI's taxonomy places the organism in Eukaryota, Metazoa, Arthropoda, Insecta, Orthoptera, Acrididae.
CAUCAUGUUUAAUUUUGACACUUUCCCAGUUGACGUAGAAAAUUUUAAGUCCGAAUAUGUGCUCUAUUUCGUUUGAUAAUUUAUAAGUUGUUGGAAAGCUGUCUCUCCAUAUUGCCAUUUAGUGCCGUUUGUUUAUAAAUGCAGAAAAUACGCGAAGCCCUGGCGAAGUUCUUGUUUUGUAUUUAUCGGCUGGAGCGUAACUUUUAGCAAAAAUGUGAUAUGUUGCUGUCAACAAAUAUUCCCAUUUUAUUAAUACCAUACAAAUAUUUCAUCUCCCCUUACAUAACCUUUCUCUUUUGCUCAAAAUGUAGUCAACGCUUUGCGUAGUAAAGUAUGUUGGCUUCUGCUAAGAAUAUUUUACAAUGGCAAAACGCCGAGAUUAUCGUGUUGGGAGAAUAGGAACACACAGAGCAGUAAGCAGCUUGGAAAAACGGGCUUAUAUCUCACUUACAAGCUCAGCGUAAAAUUUUUAAAGCCAAUCGGAGUGACAAUGGCGUCUGCAGAGAGUGGUGCGGACGAAGACGAGGAGCGGCGCAUCAUGUCGCUGCUUCUCGGCCCGGGCAAGAUGGAACGCGACCGGGGCGCUGUCGAGCUGCAGCGCCUGCUCAACUCCGGACCUGGGGAUGGUGGGGGUGGGGGUGUGCACCUCCGCCUCGGCCCACAGCUGCUGGCCAGCGCGGGCUCACUGAUCCCCACCUCGGUCACCUCCCCGUGCGAGGCUCGACUGGGUGCCCUGGUCGGUGCCAAGGUUCUCGUCCCACACCUCCACCCAAAUGAGAAUCGGUGUGAGGCCGAGCUGGCAGAGGCGGCCCGGGAUGUGGCACUCCGGACACUCGAUGACCCGGAAACUAGGGUGCGGGUGGCAGCUGGUGAAGUUUUGGGAGCACUUUGUAGGCAGACAGGGGUACAGACGUUCCUGGAAAGCCGUGAGGUGCUGCUGGACAUGAUCAGGUCCAGCAUCGAACAGUCCCCGGUACCUGCUGACGAGGAGGAGGCACCACCCCCACCACCACCUCCGUCGUCCUCAAUGCUGCUCGAUGUUCCAGAUAAGAUGGGUCCACUGUCACGCAGGCGUGGGAGUGAGUUGGUGGGAUUACGUCCGCUGGACGGGGAACGCGGUGGAAGUGGCGCCGUGACAGUAGCGAGCCGCCUAGAGACGACGUUGCGCUGUCUCCGUAGCAUGGCGGACGGCUGCGGCACAGCCCUGCAGCCGCAUGUAGAUCGGGAUCUGCUGCUGGUGGUGAUAUCUGUGCUGGCUCACCGUGACCGCUACGUCAGGGAAGCGGGGUUUGCGGCAUGUGCAGCAAUAAUGUCCUCUUGUAUCUGGGAUGGCGAAUCAGAAUUUGAGCGGGAGGACAUGAACCCUGUGUUUGCAGUGGGGCACGACCUGUGUGGGCACCUGGCAAAGGGUCUGGAGGACACCUGGAGUCAGGUACGGCUUGCAGCAUGUGUAGCUGUGCGGAAAUUUUUCCUGGCUCUGCCGGAGAAGUCUCGCAAUGCCUUCUAUCCCCAACUGCUGCCUAGGAUGUGUCUGAACAGGUACUACAUGGUAGCAGAAGGUGUGAGAUUGUAUUCGCAAGAAACGUGGCGACAGGUAGCGGGAGCGGCAGGGGUGGAGUUGGUGGAGUCGCACUUGGAGGCGGCGGUCACGUAUUACGAAAAGGUGGCGCUGGACGCGGACGGCGACGCCGCGGCCCGGGAGGCUUCCUGCUCGUGCUUUGGGGAGGUGGCGGCCAAACUGUCCCACUGUGUGGUGCGGCCACACACGGGCCGCAUGCUUAAAGUGCUGCUAACCUGCUUCAGGGAUGACUGCUGGCCAGUCAGGGACGCUGCUUGCAUGGCGUGUGGCAGUUUGGUAUCCUGCUUUCCAGAUGAGAGUCGCAGUUCUCUGCCAGAGAUGUUGCCACUCUUCCAACGCAGCUUACAAGACUCUGUUGCAACGGUGCGGCAGGGGGCGGCAGCGUCCUUGGCGUGUGUGGUGCGCUCACUGGGCUCGGAUGCACUGGCAGCCGCCAUCCAUCUGCUGGAGGAGGGCCUGGCCGGUGUGCAGCAGCAGCCCGCCACGGGGACGGGGGCGGGAAUGGGCAUGGCACUCGAGAGCACUGGCGACAAUCGACCCCUCAGGCAGAUAUUUAUGUCUGCAUCUUACACUCAGCGCAUUGGCCGAAGUGCUUCCACAACGGGUUGGUCAGAUAAUCCUUUCAACAAGCCAACCCUGCCAUGGCACUUUGCUGAUGGGUGCAUCCACCUCCUCACUGAGCUUGCACAGGUAGCAGAAUGUGUGUCUGCCGUCAUCGCUGCCGUGCCGUUGGCUGCUGAGGCGUGCCAGUACCGCCACUACGAAAGCCAUGUGUGCUUACUGGAAACCGUGUGUAAGCAGCUCCCACUGCUGGCAAAAGCUGUUGGCAAGAAGAGUUUCAAGGCACUUUUGCCAGACUUCCUGGAGCCUGUCUUCUAUGCCCUGGAGUGUGAGAAUUCCCUAACUUCAAGUGCAUCGAGCCAGUGCCUGAACCAGCUGGGAUCGAUUCUGGGCCCAAAUGUCCUACGUGCUAUGGUACAGCAACUGAAUCCCAGGUUUCUGCAACAUCUAGAUGCCAAUGUGUACAUUGCUCCAUUUUAAGGCGGCAACAGACACGCUCGUUCCGCACUGACCUCUUUCUGUCCUAUCUUCUGUGAUAUGUUGUGCUGUUGGUGUGCUGGUGCACACAGCCUCAGGUUUCCUGUGUCAACCGUGAUGUAGUUACCUGUCUCAGAAUUCUAGUAUUGGUGUUUUUCUAGUCAUUAUUAAUGUGUGUGACUGUAUGAAAUAAGCUUUUAUGAAAACAAGUGUUUUUCUUAUAGUUGGUAAAUCUUAUUGUAGUGCCUCAGAAGGAUCUGUAAGUAUUAUCAGAGCUGAGUUUUAAUGUGAUUAAAUCCCCCCCUCGAAGAAUCCUAUCUCAGCCUGUGUUACGUACCUUGCAUAAUUUCUUCUGUUGUUAGCUGCAGAUUAAAUAGUCAGUAGUUCUGUUACCGUUUGUAUCAAAUAUUCUAAAUCCUUGAAGUAAGAUAUAUUUUCAUUUGAUGUAACAAAUCAGCCUUUGUUUGUAUCAUGUACAUUUAUUAUUAUCUGUUUUCCAUGUUGUUUAACGAUUUUACUCCUUACAUAAGACAGUACCUCUCAUUAUAUGAGUAUUUGUGUAUUUUUCUGUGUGCAUGUUUAUAUGUAUAGAUUAUGAUGUGUCAAUAAGGAUAAGCUCUAUGUUUGUGACAAAAGAAACUUGUGCCUACUUCAAAAUGUGACCUGAAGCAAAUGGCAGCUUUGUGAGAAGGGUUUCUCUUGCAGAAUACAUUAGUGGCACUGGAAAGUAAUAUAUUUUCCAUUUAUAAAAUGUGCAAGAAGUCUGUAGGAGUUCAGCAUAGAAGGCAAGCUGUUGCAUUACGGAUGAUGUAGUAUUUGUUGCCUCAUCAAUAGUGGAAUGUCAGUGAUGGAGAGACUACUCAUUGUGUGCUGUCUCUUAGGCAUUGUACAAGAGUUAUUGAGCAAGUGAGAUUUCUUACUGCCAUAAACAGUCACAGAAUAUAAUCAAAAUAUCUUUAAUGUCAGAUUUGUAGUAUUAAAAUUUUUUGGUGCACUUGCCGCAUUAAGUUCCUAUAAAAGUUGAAGCUUUCAACAAAAUCUACCAUUUUCUUCAUCAGUUGCUUUCUGAUAAAGAAGAGCUCAGAGUUCUUAUAGAAAAUUAAUUUGACUAGUGCACCAAGAAAAUUUAAUACACUAGGAGAACAUGUUUAUUUAAAAGCAUUAGUAGAACUAGAUGCAGCUGUUAUUCAGCAAUCCCUUAACAUAUUCACACUGCAACUGAGAUACUUGCAACUGAUGCACAGUGCAUACCAACAGAAUGGCAUGACCAAACAGCAGUGGGGGUCCACUAGGUAGAACACGAACACGAUGUCACAUUGUACAACUUAAUAUUGGAGGUCAUCUGAAAUUGUUAGUACUGCUACUGUACACACCACAGGUGAUAAGAAGCUUCAGUUUAGUGGACAUCGUUGUUUUGGACUUUCUACAGAAAGUGUAAUAAUGAUGUCCUGGAAUUGAUAUGAUCACCCAAAAUCAAAGACAACCUGAAGGUGGUGUACUGUAACACCUUAACAAUUUGUGUUUGAAUAAAACCAGUAAAUGCAGCUGAUCGUGUUGUCCUCACAACUUACAGGGUGAUCAGAAACAGUCUGACAAGCUUGUAAGGUUAUUGCAGGGUAGGUUGUGCGGAGAUAUAAUUAUUAAGGAAAAAACUAGACAUGUUGCACCUUUUUUUUUGAGCUGAUCAGCAUUGAAGAUAGCCAAGCAGGCUGUUGUGUGCACAAGUUCUAGUGAUCUGCUAGCUACUGUGUCACCAAUUGUGUUCUUUAUUCAGUUUCCUAAAACUAAACAACAGAGUGAUACAAAAAUUGGACAUUGGGUUAUAGGAAGGAUCGAACCUGAGCCGAAGGCUGAGCAGUUUCUGGCACUAUCAUCUAUGCUAUGAGAACAACUGACACUAAUUAUAUCUGGUAGGCCAUUUAAAAUAAAUGCAUGAUGGCCUGAUUGACAGACUUCAAUGCAAAGUAACUCGGAAAGCACACAAGGGGGUACUGAAAUUUUUUUUCUUAAAAAUUAUUGCUCAGCACAACCUACUCUGCAGCACCCUGACAACCUUUUCAGAAUGUUUCUGAUCACAAUGUGUAAGAUAACAAUAACAGCUAUUAUCUCAGUGCUGUAAGUUGUGUGACACUGGCAGUCUUGCUGCAGUUUGUUCCUCGAGAGUACCUGAGAUUUGCUGGCAGUUGUCUUUGACAGUUACUCUUGGACUCUCAUUGCAGUAAUACACCGAGUUUCUCAACAGUUAGAACUUUUGAGAGAGAAAACUGCAAAGUCCUGUAAUUUGAAAACAAUGGUUUAUGGAAUAGGAUAGAUUGCUGCUCACCUCAUAGAGGAGUCACAGAGUGUUAGACAGGCGCAUUGAAACAACACCUGUCUUCAACUACUGCUUCACGACCAAUGCCAUCUGAAUUCCUCCCACCAGUACCCAGUUUUCUGAAUUGCAAAGGCAUGACCCCCUGGCCAUCACCUGCCUCUGUCUCCUCCUCUGCUCUCACCUCAGUGUGAUCAGAUAGCACAGUAUGCAGCACAGGACCCCUUGGUAGAGUCCCUGCAUGGCAAACAGUUUUAAUUCGCCACAAACAAUUGUUAAUAAUACAAGGUUACUCAUAAAUACCUGUGGUACAUCACAAGAUGACUGCACAAAAACUACAAGAUGUAUAGAAAAACAACAUCAGUGGAUAGAGCAUCAGUCCAUAUGUGCUGUGGUGUAGUUGAAGAGUGCACCACUGAGGGGCAGGAGUGUCAGAACAUAUAGAUGGGUCAUCCUUUCUGUACUGCCACAUUUAUUAGCUCAUACCUGUAAGUAGGCAACCUAGUGAUUUCCAAGGUGGACUGCUGUCAUUGCACCUUUCUGGGUGGCAGUGACUUCAGUGAAUUGAUACUACAAUGGUGAAGUUUCUGACAUCCCUAAAACUGUGGAAAGGGGUCAUUUUGAGCCCGUAUAAAUUUCUUUCAUGUUGACAUUACUACUGUAUUUUAGUGUGCACUAAUGCCUAGCUUUUUGCGAGUUAUAUCAUCGAUUAUUUAACACAGUUAUUAAAAUAUUACUUAUGUAUUUCAACAACAACAAAAUCUUACCGAUUUAUCAUUGCUGGUGCUACCAGGUUUCCUAAACUGUUGACUUUCAUAUACUGACAAUUUGUAGAUGGUUCUAGGCAUAUUUAACAUAUUUGGUCCAUAUUAUACCCCCGAAAGUUGUAUCCGUGGCCCGUUGUACUUUUUACUCAAGUCAUUGGACUGUGCUAGAUGCUCUUAGCAAAGAUGAUUUCUGUUUUACACACAUACAUUUCCUGCACACAGCUUUGUGGCACUUUAACAGCUGUCAUUGGCAUUGUUGACUUUGCAGAAGCAGAUUUUACACUGCUACUGCUUUGUAGAUGAUUUUGAUCCCAUAUUCUCUUCUUUUAUCUGCUCUUCUUCCUGCUCUUUCUCUUCUUUGAGUUCACAAGUUAGCUGAAAAAGUAACGUUUUCCUCUCAUUUUCUGGUUCGUUACAAUUUUGUAGAUGACUCACGUAUUUAUUGCUGCCAUGCCCAAGAAGGAGAAAGACAUGCACUAGUCCUGCAUGCAACUUUUGCAGUUUGUUUACAGGUCAUUUGAUCAAUUACACCCACUCUGUGCUUUGCUGCAUUGUGGAAAGUUAUGGUUUCAGGCUUCUUGUUUCACUUUUUGAUUACUGCUACUACAACGUGCAAUAUACUCAGAAGAAUGACUUUUUCUCCUUUUCUUGAUGUACAGUCUUUGUUUCCAGUAUGGUGCAACAUGGUUGUGGAAAGUAUUUCAGCAUUUGGCUUCUCUUCCUCAUCAGGAAUUUCACGAUGUUCAUUGUACCAGCUAAUGAAAUCUCCCCCCCCCCUUUUUUUUUAGCUGCUUAGCAAGUUGAAAACAUAUUACAGAGUUGUCUAUUAUCACAUACUUUCCUCAGUUUAGAAAUGGCUCAACGAGAUGUAGAACAAUGUACUCACCAAACGGUUGCUUCACUGUCAACAAUCAAAAAUGUGAGACUGCGUUUGUUGGGCAUGGAUUGCCUGAACCUGCAUCUUACACCUACCAAUUUUUCCACUUCCUCGAGUGACACAGUGGAGGCCCCCCCCCCCCCCCCCCCCCCGCCCUCUUUUUUUUAAGUACUUUUCAAACACUAGAUUCCAUGUGUUUCUUCACGGGAGUGUAGCAUUGCUUUGUAAAAAGAAAGACAGACUGCACUUAUGACAGAGGCAUCCACCCUUUGGCAAGAGUACAAGUGGCAGGACCUCUUCUCCUUUAGAAUGUUCUCAGCCAAUCUUCAUCCAGUAAAUAGAAAAUUAGCAGUCUUCCACUUGGUUACAUCUGUAGUGACUAUCUUUGUAGAGGCAUUCAACUGGGCCUGCUGUAGUGGAGGAGGUGAGGAUUGCCGUAGAGCAGCAUCUGAACCCUCUUCCACUCAUCCUUGCUGAUUCAUCAGUUUUCGAUUCAGCAUCAGAAUUUUCUAAGAGAUAUAACUUUCUUCAUCAGAACGUCCAUGCUGACAAGACUUGUUUGAAAAUGUCUGUCAUGCAGGAACUGUUACCUGAACAGCACAAUGUACUGUAGCAGAUUGAAAUGUGCAUGUGCCAAGACGCAACAACAGUCAGUAACAACUCUGCACAAUUGCUGAUUAUUCCCCCUUUUGUAGUUGUAUUAUUUACAUAUAUUUGGAAGAGAGAUUACAGUGGUGUCAAAUUGACCACUUCUAGUUAUAUUGAAUGAAAUGUCCAAGGAAAUAUAAAUACAGAUAAAUGGUUGUAGCUCUUGUCAUAAGUUGCCUUAAGAAGCACCCUAUUUAUUUACUGAUGCUGACUAGUUUCAGACAUCUAUGUCCAUUUUCAAACCAUCCCAGUCUUAAGUGUGACACUGCAUGCAAAAACCUAUGUAUAAAAAUUGCCCCUGCAGCAAUGAUCAAAGUGGCACUAUGGCCGACUCACCAAUAGUAAAUAGACCACAUAGGACAGAUAUUGGAGAUUUAAUGCAACUUAUAAAACAAGCUGUUGAUCUAUUUUCACCUGCAAGUUUGUAAAGUAAAAAAUAUUAUGUAGAUCCUAAUACAUCAUCAUAAGGACGAGAAAAGAUUAGGAGAAGUCGUAUUAUUUCAUGAACAAACUAAGAAGAAAUUGGAUAUUACAUUGAGAAAAUGAAAAAAAAGUCAUCUUGACCCCUUCUACUGUUAUGCACAUAUUUACAUUUACUGUAUCAUACAAAUGUGCCCAUACUGAGCACUUGUAAAGUUAUAGAGAUGCUGUAUCCACCGAUAUGCACCUGUUUUUUAUAUAUAUCUUGUACUUUUUUGGAAUCCCCGUGGUGCUUUUGAAUAAUGUCGUAUACAGGCAGAUGCAUUGUUGUAAUGUAGAAAUUACUGAGUCUCUUCCACUCACAAGUCUCCUGUUCUCAAGAAUCUGUGUCUUAUGUAAACUUGAAUUUAUAAUAUUGUUAUUGAUAAAUAAUAUAGAUUACAGCAAGAGAAAUAAUUUGUCUGAGAGGCAAAUGCAAUGUUUCUGAGUGUUGACAGACUUAUAAACAGAAUGGACUCGCACACCUCUCUCCCGUGGUGAUCGACCAUUUCUCUGUCCACGAAUGCCAGUGUGCCAACUUCUCGGCAGUAAAGAUUUGUCAGAUGCUAUAUACGCUUAUCAACAGCUCAUUUGUCUGUGCUGACUCCUUCCACUGCUGCCUUAAGUUAACACACUCCCAGUUAGACUGACAAUGGGCCUAAUAAAUAUUUUGGCAUAUUUAUUGACAAAUGUAGUGCUUGCUAUAAGUCCUGAGCAUAAUGUAUAAGGCAUUGUUUGAAGUAUAGCACAGUGUCUUUUGUUUACAGUAUUAGUAACUAGCUGCAUCAGUACAAAUGUAGAAGUGGUAUACUCAUUCAGGUAAAGAAAAACCAUCUGGUAUGACAAGAUUGCAUUUUUCACAGGCUAUUAAGAAAAAGUACAGUUUGACUGUAACUUGGCACUGCACACACUGCAGUGUAGUUUUCAUUCUGUAACAUUACAGUGGAAGCUGACGCAAUUCUAUGUGCAACAGUAAGUCUUAAAAUUUAUGCUUCAAAAUUUUUAUCGAAAGUGACAUUGUGAGCCUUCAGAUAAGCUGUGUCACAGUUUUUAUACCUGUGUCAGGAGUAGACAAGUAACUUACUUUCCAUACUAAUAGUUGUAACAUCGAACAAAGAGGAUUAGUCAUGUUACUUGCCCACCUGGUCAUUCUUCAAAUGCUGUAUUUUAUAGAUCGUCAGACUCUCAAAGUGGUGCUUUCUAAUCUGUGUGAUGUAGUGAACAUUGUGGUCUAAAAAUGGAUGCCUUUUCACUUUUGUUGUGAAGUAUGGCUCCAAGGGAUGCCACUGGGAGAAGGAAGAAGACCUAAACUGCCCAUGAUGAGUCUGUUUAUUAGUGGACAGAGUAAGUAGUGUUAGAGAGAGAGAGAGAGAGAGAGAGAGAGAGAGAGAGAGAGAGAGAGAGCACUUUUCAUGUGAUGCCAGGGGCAGGUAUGUUAAAUGAAACAAGAUUUUACUUAACUGCAGGUUAUUCUUUCCUGCUGUAAACUUUGCUAUUAAAUUUAUAAAUAUUGUAUUGGAUUCAGUUGGGUUCUCUAUAGUAUGUGUGUGGUUUGAUCAUUAAUGUGCCACAUAAAUCGGGAAGAGCAGAUUUCGAAUAUUAUAUGAUGAUGCUGUCCCCUCACUUUUAAUGUGUCCACCUAUUUGUCUAGUGCACAAUGAUAGGACAUCUGGUCAUACGUUGUUCAGGUUCCCACAAAGAUCGGGUAUUCUGUUUAGAAGAUCGGAGGAAAACAAGAGCAGGCUAUUUCUUAUUAGCCACUGCAAUGCUCAUCCAAUAUUGGGGUAAUGGUCUAUUUCUUUUAUGUUCAGAGAAAAAGCUUAAAAACACUUUUGUAUCUGAUGUGGAAGGUGUUAUUGUCUCAAUGUAUUCCUCCUCCACAUUAUCUGAUAUGGAAUUUGUGUACCCCCCUAUCUAUGAGAAUAUUUUCUAAAUGUUUGUGAAUUGUGUAAGUGAAGCAGGGAUGUGGGGAAACUGCCCAAAAAUAAACCCCCAACUGGGUGGCACACUGGCUGUCAUCAGUAGUCUGCUGGGCGGAUUUGACCUGGGGCUGCCACGCCUCCACACGGGUGCCUAAAUGUAUACCACUGAUAUUUAUAUAUAAAGAAUAAGUCCAAAUUAGGGUACUAAGCUUACUGCUUAACACACUGACUACAAGCUGAGUGGUUGUGUUUACUACAUUAAGCCAUUGAGGGUGAGGAGAUGGCUCAUGAGAGUGAAGAAGGCUCCAAUACCUUACACUUGCAUGGCAGUAGGUGAAAAACAGAGCACAGAUUUGCAAUUGAAUGCCAAGUUGUCAUUGGAUGAAGGUCUCUGAUGUACAUAAAAAUUUCAAAAGAAAUAUUACCUGAAUGAGUUUACUGAAGUAGAUUAGUGUCACACAAUAUAGUCCUGUGUGUGUUAUCAGACAAACAUUAUAAGCAAAUCAAUCAUAUCAUAGAACUGAACCAAAGGAAUUUAACUGAUUGUGAUAUGUGACCUCUUAGUGUACUUCAUUACUUAAAGCUUUAAGCAUGCUUGAUUAUGAAAAUGUGGACUUUGAGUGUGCCAAAGGUAUUGUAUGAUAAUAUUGUAACUUUCUAAUGAUGGUUGUGAUCUGUACUGAGAGCUAUACCUAUUCUUUCACUUAUUUUAUAACUGUCAGAAUACAUGUACCACAUAAGUGGAUUUUAAUGGGAUUUGCACAGUGUUUGUAAAUACAUGUGGGAAAAAAAUGUUUUAUUGAGUAAAUUUUAUUAUCUCUUUUGUACUUUACAAAUUCAAGGUACAUAGUAUAACAACUCUACAGUUACAAAUAUCACUUACAUUCUAUAUAGAUAAAGUACAUAAAUGUAUAUUGUUCAUUUUUAUUAUUUUGUAAGACUGCCAAACUUGGAACCAGUUACUUUUCAGUUCAGGUAUUUUUUUGUUGCAACUGCAAGUCACUGUCGUGUUCAUGAAAUCCAUUGCACUGGAUUCUAUAUGAGGUGCUAACAAAUAGCUUCGUGGUCCCACUGCUGAAAUUUCACUGACAUUUCUGCAGACACACAAUGUUUUUAUUCACUUGCAGUGUUCCCAUGCUUUAACUAAAUCUGUGGGCAAAUAGCCAAGCCAACUGAAGUUCAAUGACACAGAAUAACAGACCAUUUUCUCAGUGUCUAGCAAAGUGAGAAAUAAGUAUCUGUGGGAUACUAACUACAAAAUGGAGGUAUGAUCACAACAAAGAAAUCAACACUCAGUAUGGUUGCAGUGAAACUGUAAAAAAAUCUUAAAAUACAAUAAUGAGCAACUGAUGUAAACUUUGGCUGUAUGUACAAAUGAGCAUUGAAACAUUUGAGCUGGUGGUUUAAAAUCUUCAGGCUGAUUACGUGGAUGAAAAAUAUUUUCACAGUGGCUAUGGAAACAUCAUUCAUUACCUCCCUGAAACAGCUUUUGGACUCGGUCAUAACUCCCAAAGAUGUGGUAAUAGAUGGAAACAUUCCACGUAGGAAGUUACAUGUCUUUGGAAGUAAAUUUUUCUUGCUGUUUGCAAACUCAUUUCCAAUACAGUGUAGUUGGUGUCAGUUUUCAGACAUCAUAAUUGGAUUGUUUAUCAAAUGUAAACACAUUUUUUUUAAUAAUAUGCUUGUCCUAAUAAUUGGCUUUAAUGGAAGUUUAUAUGGGUGGUCAAUUGUGUUACCACUAAGAACUUUUGAGACUGGUCUUUUCUGUACACUGCAAUAACAAUUGGUGUGAAAAUAAACUUUUAUCAAAGUACGGAUGCCUAACUUCAUUAAAAAUGCCUGCAGUUAUAUUCUCAGCAGUGGCAGUGCAAGAGAAAAAGCAAUUUGAUCUCCUCUGAUAGCAUAAACGUGCUUGCACACAGGUCUGGGAGAACUGGUACCAAGGGAGGCCUUCACAAGAGCUCUUACUUUAUACUAAUCUUUAAAAAGAUGCAUCACAGACUGACAAGACAACACACCAAAGAAAAAAAGGUUUCCCUUUUAUUUCUGUCACCUCUUAUGUACACAAUCUGAAAGUCAUUCUCAAAA